This is a messenger RNA of Telopea speciosissima, 1895 nucleotides long. RefSeq names its product sugar transporter ERD6-like 6. Bases 26 to 1498 code for a protein of 490 amino acids. Gene Ontology annotation, biological process: transmembrane transport; carbohydrate transport. Gene Ontology annotation, molecular function: sugar transmembrane transporter activity. The record is from RefSeq and is a predicted model, not a curated record. The transcript is spliced from 20 exons. Gene Ontology annotation, cellular component: membrane. Lineage: Eukaryota; Viridiplantae; Streptophyta; Magnoliopsida; Proteales; Proteaceae.
UUGGGGCUUUGAGGGGGAGAGAAAAAUGAGUUUCAGAGAAGAUAGCGAUGAUGGAAGGGAUUUACGGAAGCCAUUCUUGCACACGGGGAGCUGGUAUCGAAUGGGUUCGAGGCAGUCAAGUAUGAUGGAGAAGCUCGGUUCUUCGGCUCAGGUCCUCCGAGACAACUCCGUCUCCGUUCUGUUCUGCGUCCUCGUCGUCGCCUUGGGCCCUAUUCAGUUCGGCUUCACUGCUGGUUAUUCUUCCCCUACGCAAGCUGACAUAAUCAGUGAUCUUGGACUUUCAGUCUCCGAGUUCUCGAUAUUUGGGUCUCUAUCCAAUGUAGGUGCCAUGGUUGGAGCAAUAGCCAGCGGUCAAAUAGCAGAGUAUAUAGGGAGAAAAGGGUCGUUGAUGAUUGCUGCUAUCCCUAAUAUCAUUGGAUGGCUCGCGAUAUCUUUUGCCCAUGAUUCUUCAUUUCUGUACAUGGGAAGGUUACUGGAGGGAUUUGGGGUGGGAGUAAUCUCUUACACUGUGCCUGUAUAUAUAGCAGAGAUAGCACCUCAGAACUUGCGGGGAAGCCUUGGAUCAGUGAACCAGCUAUCAGUAACAAUUGGCAUAAUGUUGGCUUAUCUUUUGGGACUUUUUGUUAACUGGAGAAUACUUGCAGUUAUAGGAAUCUUCCCCUGCACGAUUUUGAUACCUGGUCUGUUUUUCAUCCCUGAAUCUCCCCGGUGGCUGGCAAAAAUGGGAAUGAUGGAUGAUUUCGAAGCUUCUUUGCAAGUUCUACGGGGAUUUGACACAGACAUAUCCAUUGAAGUGAAUGAAAUCAAGAGGUCUGUGGCAUCACCAGGCAGAAGAACUACGAUUCGGUUUUCCGAUCUGAAACGAAGAAGAUAUUGGUUUCCUUUGACGAUAGGAAUUGGACUACUUGUGCUGCAGCAGGCCAGUGGAGUCAAUGGUGUGCUGUUUUAUUCCACUACCAUUUUUAAAGCUGCUGGUAUUUCCUCAAGUAAUGUUGCAACAUUUGGAAUUGGUGCUAUUCAGGUUAUUGCUACUGGAGUCACAACAGGGUUGGCUGACAAAGCUGGCCGUCGGCUUCUUCUUAUAAUCUCCUCAUGUGGAAUGACUGCCAGUCUUCUUCUUGUUUCAGUAUCCUUUUACUUAAAGAGCGUUUUCUCUGAAGAUUCUCAUUUUUAUAGUUUGAUGGGCAUAUUGUCGGUGGUGGGGAUUAUGACCUUCGUGGUUACCAUCUCUUUAGGAAUUGCACCUAUCCCAUGGAUUAUAAUGUCAGAGAUAAUGCCAGUGGAUAUUAAGAGUCUUGCUGGAAGCGUAGCCACAUUGUGCAAUUGGUUAGGAGCUUGGAUAAUUACGAUGACUGCGAACUUGCUUUUGGAUUGGAGCACUGCAGGUACAUUCGCUCUUUACACAGUCAUGAGUGCUUUAACUGUAGUGUUUGUGACACUUUGGGUACCUGAGACGAAGGGGAGAACUCUUGAGGAAAUUCAGUGGUCCUUCAGAUGAAUUUAUUUGCUAGAAGAGCCGAUUUCUCAAUAGCUGCUUUGUAAUGGCCUCGCACAUUGUGCCAAAGUGAAAUUGGUAAUCUAGUCCGGCGUCAAGCAAACUCUUAUGGCCUCCACCAUUCACAGUUUUAUUUCAUGAUGCAAAUAAAUUACAGAUGUGAGCUUAUUUUAGUGGAAAUAAAUCUUGGGUUGGGUUAUAUAUGUGUUGGAAUUUUAGUCAAACGGGUUUUUUUUUGUAAUAGGACACUUUAAUGGACUUAAAAAUUAUGGGUAGGAGGUAGGCAUGUGGGAUUUACUUUAUUAGGUUAGUUUGAGAUAUUUUAUUUCAUUAAGUAAUUGUUAUUUCCUUGGUGUUAAAGAUAAUAGUUUCUUGCUUCAAUAGAACCCCUAUUCCUACU